Messenger RNA from Neltuma alba, 1421 nucleotides. Its product is annotated as cinnamoyl-CoA reductase 2-like. Bases 138 to 1166 code for a protein of 342 amino acids. The transcript is spliced from 5 exons. Lineage: Eukaryota; Viridiplantae; Streptophyta; Magnoliopsida; Fabales; Fabaceae. Gene Ontology annotation, molecular function: oxidoreductase activity, acting on the CH-OH group of donors, NAD or NADP as acceptor. The record is from RefSeq and is a predicted model, not a curated record.
AACGUCUUCCUUCUCUCUCUCUCUCUCCCCCCUCCUCACCAACCCCCGCCACAGACCAUUCUCUUUCUUUUGCUUGAUCCUACGCUUCGUUUCCAUUUCUUCGUCUCUGUUUACGGACAAUCUUGACGCCACCCACCAUGCCUGCCGCCGCCGCCGACGCUACGACCACCCCAUCAGGUUCCGGCCAAACCAUCUGCGUCACGGGCGCCGGUGGCUUCAUCGCCUCUUGGAUCGUCAAGCUUCUCCUCGAGAGAGGAUACACUGUUAGAGGCACCGUCAGAAAUCCAGAUGAUUCUAAGAACGCACACUUGAAGGAGUUGGAAGGAGCGCUGGAGAGGCUAACUCUUCAUAAGGUUGAUCUUCUUGAUCUUGAGUCUGUGAAAGCUGUUGUUAAUGGCUGUGAUGGCGUCAUUCACACGGCCUCUCCCGUCACAGACAACCCCGAAGAGAUGGUGGAGCCGGCAGUGAAUGGAACAAAGAAUGUGAUCAUAGCAGCUGCAGAAGCAAAAGUGCGAAGAGUGGUGUUCACGUCAUCCAUUGGAGCAGUUUACAUGGACCCCAGCAGGAGCAUUGAUGCGGUGGUUGAUGAGUCUUGCUGGAGCAAUUUGGAAUAUUGCAAGAACACAAAGAACUGGUACUGCUAUGGGAAGGCAGUGGCAGAGCAAGCGGCAUGGGAUGAGGCAAAAGCAAGAGGGGUGGAUUUGGUUGUAGUGAACCCAGUGUUGGUGCUGGGACCAUUGCUUCAAUCCGCUAUAAAUGCUAGCACAAUUCACAUCCUCAAGUAUCUCACUGGCUCUGCCAAGACCUAUGCAAAUGCUACUCAGGCUUAUGUUCAUGUCAAGGAUGUGGCAUUAGCCCAUAUUCUGGUUUAUGAGACUCCUUCUGCCUCUGGUCGUUAUUUAUGUUCUGAGAGUUCCCUCCACCGUGGAGAGCUGGUUGAGAUCCUGGCCAAAUACUUCCCAGAAUACCCAAUUCCUACCAAAUGUUCAGAUGAGAAGAAUCCAAGAGCAAAACCCUACACAUUUUCUAACAAGAAGCUGAAGGAUUUAGGACUAGAGUUUACGCCAGUGGAUCAAUGUUUAUACGACACCGUCAAGAGCCUGCAGGACAAAGGCCAUCUUCCUCUUCCCACCAAGCAAGCAGAAUCUGUUCAGAUUAAAUCCUAGACAUACAGUUUAAUCAGUUAUUACUGCCCAAGUAAUUAGUUCCCAAGUAUUGUUUAUUAUUAUUAUCAUUAAAGAUGAAGAGAAGCAGUUUUUAGUAAGCUGGGUCCACACGAAGCUAUUGAUGAGAAUAUUUAAGAUUAGAAUUGUGAAUGUGUUGGAUAUCUGUAUCAGACUUCAGACAAUUCCUUCCAACGGUUCUUCUCUGUAAAAGUAGUAAAAUCGAUCAAUAUAUUUGCUUUUCCUUACUCAUUUUAA